GACCUGGACUCCCGCGCACGACCGGGGCUUCCCGGGCAGUCGCGUCCCGCCGGGCGGAGCCGGGCUCUGUCCCCACCGAGGGCUCCUGGGACGCGGGCUGCGCCCCCAUGGCCGAGCCCGCGGGGAACCUGAGCGCGGCGCCCGACCCCGGGUGGCCGGCCCUGGCCGCGCCGAGGAACCUGUCCGCCUCCCCGGCCCCGAGCUGGGCGCCCCCGCCGCGCGCCGGCCCCGCGCACCCGUUCCUGCAGCCGCCCUGGCGCGUGGCGCUUUGGUCGCUGGCCUACGGCGCCGUGGUGGCCGUGGCCGUGCUCGGGAACCUCGUGGUGAUCUGGAUCGUGCUGGCGCACAAGCGCAUGCGGACCGUCACCAACUCCUUCCUCGUGAACCUCGCCUUCGCCGACGCCGCCAUGGCCGCGCUCAACGCGCUCUUCAACUUCAUCUACGCGCUGCACGGAGAGUGGUACUUCGGCGCCAACUACUGCCGCUUCCAGAACUUCUUCCCCAUCACCGCCGUGUUCGCCAGCAUCUACUCCAUGACGGCCAUCGCGGUGGACAGGUACAUGGCCAUUAUUGAUCCCUUGAAACCCAGACUCUCUGCCACAGCCACCAGGAUCAUCAUUGGAAGUAUCUGGAUUCUGGCAUUUCUACUUGCUUUUCCUCAGUGUCUGUAUUCCAAAAUCAAAGUCAUGCCAGGCCGUACCCUUUGCUAUGUGCAGUGGCCAGAGGGUCCAAAGCAACAUUUCACGUACCACAUCAUCGUCAUCAUCCUGGUGUACUGCUUCCCGCUGCUCAUCAUGGGCGUCACCUACACCAUUGUUGGGCUCACACUCUGGGGCGGGGACAUCCCGGGGGACACCUGCAACAAGUACCAGGAGCAGCUGAAGGCCAAGCGAAAGGUUGUAAAAAUGAUGAUUAUUGUUGUGGUGACCUUUGCCAUCUGCUGGCUCCCCUAUCACAUUUACUUCAUCCUCACCGCAAUCUAUCAGCAGCUGAACAGGUGGAAAUACAUCCAGCAGGUUUACCUGGCUAGCUUCUGGCUGGCCAUGAGCUCGACCAUGUACAACCCCAUCAUCUACUGCUGUCUAAAUAAGAGAUUUCGCGCUGGCUUCAAGCAGGCCUUCCGCUGGUGCCCUUUCAUCCACGUCUCCAGCUACGACGAACUGGAGCUGAAGGCCACCAGGUUCCACCCGACGCGACAGAGCAGCCUGUACACGGUGACCAGGAUGGAGUCCAUGAGCGUGGUGUUCGACCCCAGCAACGGGGAUAGCGCCAGGUCCAGUCGCCAGAAUAGAGCGACGGCCAGAGGUGCGGACUCGGGGGUCUGCUCCCGCAGGAACUCCAAGUCCACCUCCACCGCCGCCAGCUUCGUGAGCUCCGCGUACACCUCGGUGGAUGAGGGAUUCUGACUGCUUGCUGGGGUCAGGGUCGCUGCGGGUGCCCCUUCUCCUGACACCUCUGCUGUCUCACACUCUCUGGAAGCAGAAGGACAAUUUUUAGGCAGCUGUGCUUAAAUUGAGACAGACUGCACAUAAAUAUAACAAAGAUGCUACUGAAAUAUUAGCUCCCUCACCACCACCCCCAAACACAGCAAAAUGGGCUUUAAGUGUAUCCCUUGAAAACUCGGAAUCAUAUGCCAAGCAAGAAUAUGUAUCUGAAAAAUAUUUGUAAAGGUUUCAGUUUUGCUCUUUUAAAAAUUGCCGUGUACAUUUGUGACACUAAAAUGACAUAGUUUUUUUCCAAAACAUUUAAGUUUAAAAUAUAAUAGUGAAGAUAAACCAAGACUGAAUAAAAUGAAAUGUUUUCAACUACAGACAUAGAAUGGAAAAGUUAAAUGACUCAUUUUCCUACAGUCGUGAUGGAAAAUUAACCUCAAAAACUUAGAAGCAAUGGAAUCUCAAGAAAACUCAUUUUGUACCAACUUUUAAAGACAUUCAAAUGAAAAGGAAACUUAAUCAAAUCACUAGGUUUAUCUACAUGUCUUUCUCUUAUUUUGUCUGAGAAAGUCAUUUCAAAAGAAAAAAAUUACAUGUAAUUUUGAUCAUUAUAUAUUUUAAAUGCCAAGUUAAGUUGUAGUCAAAUUUAAGACCUUAAAGGAACAAACAAAACUCCUAUGAUCCUCUUUAUUUUAUUUUUCACAGACUCUUGUUCUAAUUAGGUAGGUUGUAAGAUGCUAAAGGGGCCUUCUGAGGCAGAGGGAAAGAAUCCCAUUUGCCUCUGUAACUGGCUACAGGCUUUUAGGCAGGAACCAUCCACAGCCACACGAAGGUGUGUAGGUGGACAGGGGCACCUCCAGGCUCCCAGACAAGUGUUUCUUCCUUGUAGCCCAAGGGAAAAGUUUCAGAGAGGAAGUUUAUCAGCCGUAUCCUGUCGUCCUCCCCCUCCCCCUCCCUCUCCCCUCCCCUUCCCCCUCCAUGGAAGAGGGAGCACAGGCUAGAGGAACUUAUCAGAAUAUAUGUCAUAUCCUGAGAGGAAAAAGUUGUAAGAGUUGUGAAAGCAAAUAUAGCUCAAAAAGAUUAAUGUACAUGUAGGAAAAUCGGACAGGAAGUAGACAGGUGAAUCAAUGCUUAGAAAAGCAAGAUGCAUAAUAGUUUGGAUCCAUGUGAACAUGUACCAGGUGAGUGACUGUAGCCCAAGGCCUUCCACACAGAGCCCUCUUUCUGCAUAGAUAAUUCCAGGUCCCCCCAGAAAGGAUUCUGAAGAGACUCCCAUUUUACUACAAGAAUAUAUAUAUAUUAUCUGAGACCAGAAUAAACCAAGGAAUAUUUGUGAGUGUAGAAUUUCUCUUCCUCGGUCCUCACAAAUCACCUUUCCUUAAAUUAGGAAUACUGUCAGUCCUGCUCAAGAAAUCACAACCCCUCUGAAAAUUUGAGUGUGUUGUACAAACAUUUUCAAAAUAUUGUUAGGUUUUGCAAACUGUCUAAAAUAAUUACCUGUAACAUUUAUUUGAUUGUUAUGCCUUCAUCAGUAUCAGAACCAAAUAACUUUUCUGAAGGUCAGGGUAAAGGCAAUUAUCCAAUGGCAAGUGAUAAUCUGUUGCUAUCUAAUAUUAAUCUCCCAGUCCUACUUUGGAGCCAAAGUCA
Messenger RNA from Heterocephalus glaber (naked mole-rat), 3080 nucleotides. RefSeq names its product tachykinin receptor 3 (gene Tacr3). Lineage: Eukaryota; Metazoa; Chordata; Mammalia; Rodentia; Bathyergidae. Gene Ontology annotation, molecular function: tachykinin receptor activity. The record is from RefSeq and is a predicted model, not a curated record. Gene Ontology annotation, cellular component: sperm midpiece; plasma membrane. Gene Ontology annotation, biological process: G protein-coupled receptor signaling pathway; positive regulation of flagellated sperm motility.